AUGGACGAAUCGCUGGAAAGAAAUGCAGAACAACUCACAAUACCGACGCGAUCGUCGUCCUCGCAAAUCCACAUCCAUCACCAUCACCAUUAUCACCGGCGCAACGGCAGUGACGGUGCGCCGCACAUGAAACGCGACGUGAGUACCUCGUCAUUGCAGGCGUAUCGGUCAUUGAAAUCGCUCACACUCAACAACUUGGAUGCCAAGCAACACUUCCUCAUCGCAGUGUGCCGCGACGUGUCGUUGCUGCCACCUUUGCUGGCGUUUGCCAACUCCUUGAAGCGCGCGUGGUCUCUUUCUUACGACACCAACGUGCUUUACACGGUGGACAACACACAGGCGUCCUUGACCACGACGUUCAAGAUGUUGUGGCAGGCAUACCGCAACUCGAAGACGCAGGCGUCUUCUUUCGAGUCUGACUUGCCCUCGCAGUUGAUCACCGCCAGAUCGUCGGAGUACCUGCUGUGCUCGUUGUGGUGCAUGGUAUCCGCGUGUCUGACCUACUCCGUGCUGGACUCGCUCAUGGUGCGCUGGAUUGUCAAAUAUUCAACCAUUGCGGCUAUUCUGCGCAUGUUCUCGAUGUCGCUGCUAUUCAUCACGCUAGAGAUGCUCUUGCUCUCGUCUUUGUCCCCCAAUGGGGACUACUACUUGCAUACCUGGAUCCUAAUAAGCUGCAUGCUCACCGGAGCCUACAUAUGGCAGAGUUUUCUGACCUUAAACCUGAACUACGUCAGCGAAGAGCCGGCUCCACCCUCCACGGAGCCCGAAUCUGCUGCCACCUCCAGCGCCGGGACCAUAACGCCCAACUUCUCGUCAGCGUCACAAGAAGAUCUCCUGGCCAUUCCGCAUCGCAAAAAGAAAAAGUCUUCAAAGUCGCUCCGCUUCACCAAAAAUAGACAGAAUCACCUCUAUAACAUCACCGUUUUCUGUGUCGUCCCCGUCGGAGUUGCCAGUUUUGUCACCAUGAUCGGAUUGCUUCGAAAUUUGGUGAUACAAAGAUUGGACGUCGAACAGCUGGAAAGGAUCCUUCGGGAGGCAUACAGACAGCAGAACUAG
Lachancea fermentati is the source of this 1056-nucleotide messenger RNA. NCBI's taxonomy places the organism in Eukaryota, Fungi, Ascomycota, Saccharomycetes, Saccharomycetales, Saccharomycetaceae. The record is from the annotation of a GenBank genome assembly.